This is a messenger RNA of Postia placenta MAD-698-R-SB12, 2058 nucleotides long. RefSeq lists its product as hypothetical. NCBI's taxonomy places the organism in Eukaryota, Fungi, Basidiomycota, Agaricomycetes, Polyporales, Adustoporiaceae. The transcript is spliced from 14 exons. The record is from RefSeq and is a predicted model, not a curated record. The coding region runs from base 1 to 1956 and encodes 651 amino acids. Gene Ontology annotation, molecular function: N,N-dimethylaniline monooxygenase activity; NADP binding; flavin adenine dinucleotide binding.
AUGGCCCGCUCCGAUCCCCGCAUCAUUGCGCCUAGAACAUGGAGCCAGAACACAAGACGACUCUCCAACAAGCUCAUCAAGAUGGGUGCCCCGCAUACGUUGGCCAUCAACUGCGCAUCCGAGACCACCGCAUCAAAAACUAACUCUCACAUGCCUCGGCUGCACUCGGACCGCCGCUCUGCCUCCACCUGCAUCUCUUCGCGGUCCCGCGCCCUCCUAUCCCAACAGACGCCUGCGAUCCUGUGGUCUGGCUUGCGCCAAUCGUGUCCAUUCGAGUCCCUAUCAUGGCAUAUCCGGCAGUUCCUGAGUGACCAGCUGGUCGCGCGCAAGUUUGCACCCAGUGCGGCAGCGCGUGACGUCGUGCUGAAGCAACCGUACCCGGACCUUGCGUGGAUCCAGGCGUUCUUCGACUUUGAGACGGACACUGGGAUCGGGUCGGGCGUGUUCCGCCUUGUGCCGACAGCGGACGGGACGUGGAAGGCGUUUACUGUGUACACUAAUCUGGAGGACCUGAAGGGGUUCCCUGAGAAGACGGGACUGAAUCGGGAGUUCCUGCCUAACCACGGGAAGUGGAAAGACCAGCGUGCGCAGGAGCGCGCGUACGCGGACCGCGACCCGGAAGUAAUCAUUAUUGGGGGCGGACAGAGCGGGCUGGAUGUCGCUGCGCGGCUGAAGUUGCUCGGCGUAGAUGCGCUGAUUGUCGAGCAGCAAGACCGCAUUGGGAAUCAGUGGAGGUACCGGUAUGAGGCACUGUGCCUGCAUGACCCCGUGUGGUAUGACCACUUGCCUUACAUGCCGUACGAAUCCGCGUUCAGUAUACCUCUUGCGGGCCGCACUGACCCACGACCGUCGCAGUUUCCCUCCGUCAUGGCCAGUGUAUACGCCAGCACAGAAGGUAGAGAGCACAACAUGACGCUUUCUGCAGCUCUUGCGGACUGGCUGGAGUACUAUGCCGAGGCGAUGGAGCUGAACGUGUGGACGUCGACGACUGCGACGCGCGUGGAGCAGACGAAGGACGGCAAGUGGGUGGUUGCUGUGAGCAAGGCCGGUGGGCCAGAGCGCACGUUCCACGUCGACCACGUCAUACUUGCGCUCGGAUUCGGCGGCGGCGUGCCCCGCAUGCCGACCUACCCCAACCAGGAUGAGUUCCAGGGCCAGAUUCUGCACUCGACACAACACAAGACCGGACGGGACCACAUCGGGAAGAAAGUGGUGAUCGUCGGCGCUGCGACUUCUGCCCACGAUAUCGCUGCGGACUACGCCGAUCACGGUGUUGACGUCACCCUUUAUCAGCGCAGCCCCACAUACAUCAUGACAACGAAGGAAGGCAUGCCGCGCCUGUUCAAAGACACCUACUGGGAAGGUGCCGGCCCCACGGACGUCGCAGAUCGCGUGCACACGUCGAUGCCGAUUCUUAUGGUGAAGGAGCUCCACAAGCGUCUCACGGCCGAGAUCGCAGAGGCCGAUAAGGAGAUCCUCGAAGGCCUGAAGAAGGUUGGGUUCAAGUACUACUUUGGCGACGAUGGAUCGGGCUUCCUCUACCUCGCGCAAACACGUGGGGGCGGGUACUACCUCGACGUCGGCACGAGUAAGAAGAUCAUUAACGGGCAGAUCAAGCUGAAGGGUGACAGCCCGCUCGCUGGCUUUACGAAGACAGGGCUGAAGUUCGAGGACGGGAGCGAGCUGCAGGCGGACGUCGUGCUCUUUGCUACCGGGUUCGCCGGUGCCGCACAGGCGAUCCGCAAGCUUGUGGGCGACGAGAUUGCAGGGAAGCUGGGGCCAGUCUGGGACUUGGACGAGCAGGGCGAGCAGCGCGGAGCCUGGCGGUGGCUCGGUAUGCCGAACUUGUGGUUCAUGAUGGGCAACUUGUCGAUGUGCCGCUUCCACUCGAAGCACCUUGCCCUUCAGAUCAAGGCAAAGCAGGAGGGCGUGUACGGUACUCGCUAUGCGCCUUGAUGUCGUUUGUUUUGAUGUUGUUGCUACGUCUCGUUUCAUUUUGUGGUAUCAUAGAUGUUGUAUUAUAUUUUGUGUAGAAAUAAAGAUGGACCUUACGCGCUC